Penicillium samsonianum is the source of this 1221-nucleotide messenger RNA. Its product is annotated as alpha/beta hydrolase. The record is from RefSeq and is a predicted model, not a curated record. NCBI's taxonomy places the organism in Eukaryota, Fungi, Ascomycota, Eurotiomycetes, Eurotiales, Aspergillaceae. The transcript is spliced from 2 exons. The coding region runs from base 1 to 1221 and encodes 406 amino acids.
AUGGGCCUGUACAACCAAACUGUGGAUUUCCUCUCUGGUUCCUUCUCAAACAACCAAACUCAGCUCCCCUUGCUAGCAGUGACUGGGGUUUCAUUCACACUUGGUCUACUCGCUCGAUCGGCUUUUCCUCGAAACGAAUUGCCCCAGACUGUUCUGGUCUCGCCUCGAUCGACAGUCUUGCCUGGCAUAUCUGAGUCGGAGAAUCGCCAACUGCCUCUCCCGGCUGACGCCCUACCCGGUGCUCGUGAUGUCGCUAGCCCGUAUGGGUCGAUCCGAGUAUAUGAAUGGGGCCCGGAAGACGGACCCAAGGUGUUGUUCGUCCACGGUAUCACCACACCGUGUAUUUCGCUCGGCGGGGUGGCCCAUGCGCUGGUGGACCGCGGCUGCCGUGUGAUGCUAUUUGACUUGUUUGGAAGAGGAUAUUCCGACUGCCCUGCUGAUCUUCCACAAGAUGACCGCCUCUUCUCGACACAGAUCCUCCUCGCUCUAACAUCAUCGCCUAUCUCUUGGACAGGUGCGGAGUCCGGUAAAUUCUGCCUUACCGGGUACUCUCUGGGAGGUGGCAUCGCCGCUGCCUUUGCAUCUUAUUUUCCUCAGCUUCUGUCGUCCUUAGUGCUUCUAGCCCCUUCGGGCUUGCUCCGCGAUUCCCAAAUCAGUUUCCAGAGUCGACUUCUUUACUCAAAGGGCCUUAUGCCUGAGAAUAUCUUAGCGUCCUUGGUUCACCGUCGACUGAGAGCAGGCCCCUUGGUCACGCCCAAGCCUAAGAAUAGGAAGCUCAAUGCCGCGGAUGUACUCACCGAGGAACUGCCUUCCCAAAGCGCUGCAGCAACCCAAAUUCUGUCCCGAGACUACCCCCACAUCAACAUCCCGUCUACUGUGGCGUGGCAGGUGAAUAAUCAUACAGGGUUUGUCCACGCGUUCAUGUCUAGCAUGCGUUACGGCCCAAUCUUACGAGAGCGCCAAUGGAACAGCUGGGCGCGUCUUGGCCAGUAUCUAACUGCACAGAACGGCGCCUCAAGCAACGAAAAUAAGAGGCUGGCAGACAACAAAGUCCACAUUCUGUGUGGCAACAAUGAUCCAAUCAUUGUCAAAAGUGAGCUUGUUCCAGAUGCCACGGCUGCCCUGGGUGGCAAUGUUGUCUUCAAGUUCUACGAAGCGGGACAUGAGUUCCCCAGUACCAAGUACGAGGAGGUAGCAUCUUACAUCUUCGAGUUACUGUGA